This is a messenger RNA of Eimeria maxima, 1854 nucleotides long. RefSeq names its product Ca2+-ATPase, putative. The transcript has 10 exons. Gene Ontology annotation, molecular function: P-type calcium transporter activity; ATP hydrolysis activity; ATP binding. Bases 1 to 1854 code for a protein of 617 amino acids. The record is from RefSeq and is a predicted model, not a curated record. Gene Ontology annotation, cellular component: membrane; intracellular membrane-bounded organelle. Lineage: Eukaryota; Apicomplexa; Conoidasida; Eucoccidiorida; Eimeriidae.
AUGACAACAGUUAUCUCUCUGCAGCAGCAGCAGCAGCAGCAGCAGCAGCAGCAGUUGCUGCUGCUGCCACAAACAGGAGGGGAUACAGCAACAAAAGAUAAAAGAAGAAGCAGCAGACGCAGCAGCAGACGCAGCAGCUGCAGCAGCACAGAUAGUCGUCGCUGCAGCACCGCAAGCAACAGCAAUCGUCUUCUUUCUUCUGCUGAGACAGCAGCAGCAGCAGCAGCACUAACACCAACACCCCCUCCACCACCACCACCACCAGCAGCAGCAACAACAGCAGCAGCAGCAGCAGCAACAACAGCAGCAGAUGAGGACACACAAGUGGGUACCUACAGGGUAUACGUAAAGGGAGCAGCAGAGACAGUGUUACGUCUUUGUUCUCAUUUAGUGGUUCCUGCUGCUCUAUCUGCGGCUCUAACGCGCAGCAGCAGCAGCAGCAGCAGCAGCAGCAGCAGCAGCAGCAGCAGUAAUGAAUUAUGUAUAAUUCCUUUAACAAAUAAAUUAAGAGAAGAAAUAGAGAAAAGAGUAAUUGAAUUCAUGGCAGGAGAAUGUUUACGUACUAUUUGUAUUGCAUAUAAGGAUAUAAAAACAAUAAAAAAUAAUCUUUUUCUUUCUUAUAAUCUUAAUCAAUAUAAAUAUUACUCUAUUGAGCAACAACUUGUCUGUCUUGCUAUAUUAGGCAUCAGGGAUCCAGUACGUGAGGAGGUUCCUGCUGCAGUCCGUGCAUGCCAAGCAGCAGGGAUUCGUGUACGAAUGGUAACAGGAGACAAUUUAGAGACAGCUAAACAAAUUGCUAUUAAAUGUAAUAUAUUUCAUCCUGAAGAAGACGGUUUAGCCAUGACGGGUGCAGAAUUUACGCGUAUAGUAGGGGGAGUAGUAUGUAGUGUUUGUCUAACUAGGGUUUGUGAUUGUACAACGGGGAAUACAAAAGAAAGAAAAGAAGGAAAAAGAAUUAGGAAAGAUAUUAUUAAAGAUAUUGAAGCAUUCAAGAAAAUUGCACCAAGGCUGGAAGUACUUGCAAGAUCGCAACCAAUGGAUAAAUUCGCUCUUGUUGUGGGGUUGCAGCAGUUAGGGUCUGUAGUCGCGGUAACAGGAGAUGGAGCAAAUGAUUCUCCUGCACUUAAGACUGCUGAUGUUGGAUUUGCUAUGGGAAUUACAGGAAAAGAAGUAGCAAAACAAGCAGCAGAUAUAGUAUUAUUAGAUGAUAACUUUGAGAGUAUUGUGUCUGCUGUUAAAUGGGGAAGAAGUAUCUACGCAAAUAUACAAAAGUUCUUAGAAUUCCAAUUAACUGUUAAUGUUGUUGCUGUUAUUUCUUCUUUUGUUUGCGCUGCAACACUACGAGAGAGUCCAUUAACAGCAGUACAAAUGUUAUGGAUAAAUUUAAUCAUGGAUUGUCUUGCCUCUCUUGCCUUAGCAACAGAACCACCAUCAGAUACUUUAUUAAAAAGGAAACCUAUCUCUAAAAAUGAAUAUCUUGUUACCAAGAAGAUGUGUCGUAAUAUACUAGGACAAGCAAUAUAUCAAUUAGCUGUCUUAUUUGUACUUAUUUUUGCUGGGGAUAAAUUUAUACCUGAACUUAAAUGGGAACAUUUAUCCCAAGAUACAAGAAAUAUGUUUCCUGAUUUCUGCGAAUUUAGCGAUUGUACGAGUGAAUCUCCUCAUAUAUUAAGAUCAGGAAGACGUUUCUUUCCUUUUACAUCUACAGAAGAUUAUAAGGCAGCAUGGAAAGUGACCAUUGGUCCUAGUAGACAUUAUACACUUGUAUUUAAUGCAUUCGUCUUUAUGCAGUUAGGAAAUAUGUUUAAUGUUCGUCGAUCUGGUCCAUCAUUAAACUGUCUACUGAGAGGUUAA